AUGGGUGCUGACGGGGCUUUCUUGCAAGACCGUCUCGUUAGGUGGACGCAGAGACUGAAUAAUUUGACUGUAUCACCUCUCACUCGUGACUAUCCAGAACCCACUCCCUCUGGUCCUGAGGCUUCUAAUAAGCGACCUAUUGAAGCCUUCGAGUCUUUGGAGCUCUCUAAGGCUACCAAAUUGUCUAUCUCUAUACUUUCGGGAUCCAAUGAUUCUGGAUUCCUCGUUUUUCUCACGGCGUUUGUGGUUCUCGUCAGCCGCUUAACUGGAGAUGAGGACAUUGCGUUAGGAACAAGCUCUGAGAACGAUGGACGCCCAUUCGUAUUGCGCGUGCCAAUUACACACAGCGAGUCGUUUGCAGAACUCUAUUCAAAGGUGGUCAAGGCAUUUACAGAAGGCGCUGCUGAUGUCGUGCCCUUAAGAGCUUUAAGAACACACAUUCAAAAAACGAACAAAUCGGAACGAACCCCUAUCUUAUUCCGUUUUGCAGCCUACGAAGCCCCCGCUUCGUCACAAGAAUACCCCGCGAACACAUUCGAAACUACUGACCUUGUCCUUAAUGUUGCCCCAGGAACAACAUCGGAUUCUGGCAAGUUGGAGGUGGGGGGCUACUACAACCAACGUCUUUUUUCGAGCGCUAGAAUAUCCACAAUAUUGUCACAGCUUGCUCAGAUAAUACAGAAUGUAUCGUCAAAUCCAUCAGAAGCAAUAGGGAGGAUUGAGUUUCUCACGAAAGAGCAAAGGGAUGUACUUCCAGAUCCUGCAAAGGACCUACACUGGUCUGAGUUUCGCGGGGCAAUUCAGGAUAUAUUUGCCCGAAAUGCUGAGAAACACCCGGCGAAACUAUGUGUUGUAGAAACAAAAUCCAAUCAUUCUCCCCACCGAGAAUUCACAUAUGGGCAAAUCCAUGAGGCGUCGAAUAUUCUUGGUCACCACCUGGUUCAAUCAGGGGUACAAAGAGGGGAAGUUGUUAUGGUCUAUGCGCACCGUGGCGUUGAUCUUGUGGUAGCUAUUAUGGGCAUUUUAAAGGCUGGAGCAACGUUCUCAGUAAUUGACCCAGCAUAUCCUCCUGAUCGGCAAGUCAUUUAUCUGGAUGUUGCGAGACCCAGGGCCUUGAUCAAUAUAGAAAAGGCAACGCAAGACGCUGGAGAACUGUCAGAGAAGGUUCGCUCUUUUAUUACUGAAAACCUUGAGCUAAGAACAGAAGUACCAGCUUUAGCGUUACAGGAUGACGGGUUCUUGAGAGGCGGACUGCUGAACGGAAACGAUGUUCUAGCUCCCCAGUUACCUUUAAAAGCCCAGUCAGUUGGCGUAGUUGUUGGACCGGAUUCCACUCCUACGCUUUCGUUUACUUCUGGUUCAGAAGGCCGUCCAAAGGGCGUACGUGGAAGACAUUUCUCACUUGCUUACUACUUCCCUUGGAUGUCUAAGACCUUUAGUCUUUCAGAGAAUGAUAAAUUUACACUAUUAAGCGGGAUUGCCCAUGAUCCCGUCCAACGAGACAUUUUUACCCCUCUCUUUUUAGGUGCCAUGCUUCUCGUGCCUUCCAGAGAGGAUAUCCAGAAUGAAAAAUUGGCAGAAUGGAUGAGUGAAUAUAAGGCGACUGUUACUCACCUUACGCCUGCCAUGGGCCAAAUUCUUGUUGGGGGCGCCACUGCUCAAUUUCCAUCCCUGCAUCAUGCCUUUUUUGUUGGAGAUAUUCUAAUCAAGAGAGAUUGCAUGUCGCUGCAGGCCCUUGCACCAAACGUGAAUAUUGUAAAUAUGUACGGCACUACUGAAACCCAGCGUGCCGUAAGUUACUUCGAGAUUCCAUCAUUCACAAGCCAAGGAUCAUAUCUUGAUAUGAUGAAAGACGUCAUUCCUGCAGGGAAAGGAAUGGUUGAUGUUCAACUACUAGUGGUAAAUCGCUUCGAUAGAACAAAGCUGUGUGCAGUAGGUGAAGUUGGUGAAAUUUAUGUGAGAGCAGGUGGCCUUGCCGAAGGAUACCUUGGGGCUCCUGAGUUAAAUGAGAAAAAAUUCUUACCCAAUUGGUUUGUCGACCCACAAGUCUGGCAAGAUCGUGAACAACAGCAUCAAAAUGAUACCGCCAAGGAGCCUUGGAGAGACCACUAUGUUGGACCUAGGGAUCGCCUUUAUCGGAGUGGUGACCUUGGGAGGUACACUGCCACGGGUGUGGUCGAAUGCUCUGGCAGGGCUGACGAUCAGGUCAAAAUACGGGGCUUCAGAAUCGAGCUUGGAGAAAUUGAUACUCAUCUCUCCCGACAUCCCCUUGUUCGGGAGAACAUAACAUUAGUGAGAAGGGACAAAUUUGAAGAGCCAACGUUGGUGAGCUAUAUCGUGCCACAAAUGGCAAAAUGGAGCUCGUGGCUAGAGCAAAAAGGCCUUAAAGACGACGACUCUGCCGACGGAAUGGUUGGAAUGCUGAGAAGGUUCAGGCCAUUACGGGAAGAUGCACGGGAUUAUCUACGUGGCAAGUUAGCCAGCUAUGCUGUACCCACGGUCAUCAUUCCAUUGAAACGCAUGCCUCUCAACCCUAACGGAAAAGUAGACAAGCCUGCCUUGCCAUUCCCGGAUACCUCAGAGCUGAGUGCUGCAGCUCCUCGGCGCCGGUCGUCUGUCUUACAACAACUAUCAGAAACGGAACUCGCACUGGCGCAGAUUUGGGCAAAGCUUAUACCCAAUGUCUCUGCCAGAAUGAUUGGACCUAAUGAUUCAUUUUUUGACCUUGGGGGCCACAGUAUCCUAGCACAACAGAUGUUCUUCGAGCUUAGACGCAAAUGGAGAAAUCUUGAGCUUAGUAUGAGUGCCAUCUUUCGCAGCCCGACCCUCAAGACCUUUGCCAACGAAAUUUCACAUUUACAAAACAUUGAAUCUUUCACCAGUGAUGAGCAGGCCGCUAUUGAGGCGCCUGCUGAUUCUUCGAAUCAAUACUCUGAAGAUGCAAAGAAAUUAGUAAAUUCACUACCAAAGCAGUUUCCGGCUCCAACGAAUUCUGUGUUGCAGGACUGCUGUACUGUUUUUCUUACAGGUGCAACUGGCUUCCUUGGUGCAUUUAUUCUAAGAGAGCUACUUUCAAGAAAGGCACCAGCAAUUAAAGUGGUGGCUCUUGUCCGCGCAAAGUCUGCGGAUGCCGCCCUUGAGCGUGUUCGGUCGACUUGUAAGGCAUAUGGCUUUUGGUCUGAAGAGUGGGUGGGUAGGUUACAAUGCAUACAAGGAAAUCUAGGCGAUGAGAAGUUUGGCUUCCCGGAUGACUUAUGGAAUGACCUCGUUAAUAGGAUUGAUGUUGUGAUUCAUAAUGGAGCAUUAGUUCAUUGGGUAUAUCCGUAUUCUAAUCUCAGAGCUCCGAAUGUCCUGGGCACAAUUGAUUCUUUAAAUCUAUGUGCGAUGGGAAAGCCUAAACAAUAUGGGUUUGUUAGCUCAACAAGUGUCCUUGAUACCCUUCAUUUUGUUGAGGAAUCCGAGCGAAUUGUCGAUGCGGGCGGAGCCGGAAUAAGUGAAUCUGACGAUCUGUCCGGCAGUAGUACAGAAUUAGGCACUGGAUAUGGUCAAAGCAAAUGGGUAGGAGAAUACCUGGUUCGUGAAGCUGGCCGACGAGGGUUAAAGGGUGCUAUUAUUCGACCCGGCUAUGUAACCGGUGAUUCUCAAACCGGGACGACAAAUACCGACGAUUUUCUUAUUCGUAUGGUCAAGGGCUGCAUCCAACUUUCCGCCCGGCCCAAUAUCAACAAUACCGUUAACAUGGUUCCUGUUGACCAUGUAGCAAAAGUUGUCAUCGCUUCAGCAUUUUUCCCUCCCCAUUCCGAACUAUCUGUUUCGCAUGUAACCAGCCAUCCCCGCCUAAGAUUCAAUCAAUUCUUAGGUGCUCUACAGACAUUUGGGUAUGAUGUUCCACAGGUUGAUUACGUCCCGUGGGCAAACUCUCUUGAGCAAUAUGUCAAUGAUGGUGACCGGAACACCACUGCCCAACACGCAUUGAUGCCUCUCUAUCAUUUUGUAACUGCAGAUCUUCCAGCAAAUACUCGGGCUCCUGAACUUGACGAUAUAAAUGCUGCAGCUGCUCUUAUUGCCGAUUCCAAGUGGUCUGGUGAGAAUUCGUCAGAAGGGAGUGGAGUGACAGAGGAGCUUGUUGGACUUUAUCUCUCCUACCUUUUGGAAAUAGGGUUCCUGCCGCCUCCUACCGUGGCUGGAUCCAAGGUCCUUCCGAAAGGCAAGAUUUCAGAUGCUCAAAGAGUUGCUCUUGGUGCCGUUGGCGGCCGUGGUGGCAAUGCUUGA
Molecule: messenger RNA, 4272 nt
Organism: Ophidiomyces ophidiicola
Lineage: Eukaryota; Fungi; Ascomycota; Eurotiomycetes; Onygenales; Onygenaceae
Gene: LYS2
Product: large subunit of alpha-aminoadipate reductase
Exons: 3
Coding region: 1-4272 (1423 amino acids)
Biological process (GO): L-lysine biosynthetic process
Molecular function (GO): L-aminoadipate-semialdehyde dehydrogenase [NAD(P)+] activity
Source: RefSeq, a predicted model, not a curated record